AUGCCUAGAAAGAAGUCGGCUGCUAAAAAAGCUAGAGAAGCUGCUGCCAAGGAGGCUGCUUUAAAAGAGAAACAAACAAAUAAAGAUACGGUUAAGGAUGUUGGCACAGUUGAUAGUAAGCAUAUUCCUAAUGAAAACUACAGCGAAAGUGACAUCAGUAGUAGUAGUAGUGAGGAAGAAGACAAUUAUGGCGAUUUGAUCACUGAAGAUAUAGAACAAGGUAUUAACAAUGUUUUGGAGGCCAUCAAAAAUAACGAUACUAGUAAACUAUUGGAUCCAAAAGUGAAGUUCUUUAAAGAUGAAAAUGAACAAGAGGAUGUUGGUCAAAAAGUUAAGACUCAAAAACCAAUUUACUUGAAGGAUUACCAUAGAAUGAAUAUCUUGUCUGGUGAUGCUUUGAAGAGUGACGAUGAAUUAGAUCAAAUGGAGACUGUGGAUGGACAAAAAUCUUUUGUCGUUCAACAGAGAGAUGAAAGAAACAAAUUAUUAGAUGAAAUCAAAGGUGCGAUGGAUGAUUCAAAUGGUGAGGAUGAAGACGAUGAUGGAUUUCUGAAAAAGAAAGAAAUCAAACAGGAUAACAACGAUAAUAACCAACUUUCGUAUGAAAAUGACGAACAAUUUUUGAAGGAUUUUCUUGCCCAACAAGCGUGGAUUCCCAAAGAAGGUGAUAAAGUCAUUGAAUUGGAUGCAACAGGACAGUCUGAUGAUGAGAACUUUAAUAAUGCUGUGGAGGAUUUUGAAAAUGCCUAUAAUUUUAGAUACGAAGAUCCUAAUUCUGCAGAAAUUAUUUCAUAUGCAAGAAAUCAAGCCACCUUGAGAAGAUCAAAGACAUCCUCACGUAGACGUAAAAGAGAAGAAGAAAAGGUUGUUAAGGACAAAUUGAAAAAGGAUAAAGAAUCUAAGAUUCAGAAGAAAAAGACUAAAAAAAUCAAUAAAUUGACUGAUGUCUUGGAACAAUUACAAAAGGAGUUUGGUGCUAAAAUUGAAUCGCAUAUGGUUGACAAAAUUACUAAGACUUUAAUGAAUAGUGACUACAAAGAAAAUGAGUGGGAUAACGUUAUUGCAGAGUUAUUUGAUGAUGAAUUUUAUAAUAACGAUUCUGAAAAACCAACUUGGAAUGAUGAUGAUGGACUAGGAAAUAACCAUCAGUUUGAUGAUGAUAAUGAGGAAGAAAAUCAGAAAGAGGAAGAGGAAGAUGAAAGGAAAAAAGAUGUGGAUAAUAAAACUAUUGAUAAGAAAUCUAAAAAAGAAAUGAAGAAUGCAGUAAAAAGAGAAAAGAAAAAACUGACAGAGAUGGUUGAAAACGCGGUUGAGGCAAACAAAUUGGCUAUUAUAGAUGAGGUUGAAAAUGAUGAAUUACAUGAAAGAGGCAGGUCGAAGGAAAGAAAUGAUUCCGAUGGUGUAAAAUUCAGGUACCGUGAAGUAUCACCAGAAUCGUUUGGUUUGACCACUAGAGAAAUUUUUGCAGCUGAUGAUGCUGAUUUAAACGAAUUCAUCUCAUUGAAAAAAUUUGCACCAUAUAGAUCCAAGGAGUUAAGAAAUAAAGAUAAGAGAAAAGUGACAAAAGCAAAAAGGAUCAAAGAAUGGAGGAAGAAAACUUUUAAUGAUGAAAAUGGUCCAAGUUUUGAGGGUGUUUGUUUGCCAAAAGAUGAUACAGAUAGUGAGAAAUCUAAAAAAUCUAAACAUCAUCACAAGAAAAGUCAUAAGCACAAACAUUCAAAAAAAUAA
This is a messenger RNA of Arxiozyma heterogenica, 1728 nucleotides long. It is a transcript of the gene KRI1, whose product is annotated as Kri1p. The transcript has a single exon. NCBI's taxonomy places the organism in Eukaryota, Fungi, Ascomycota, Saccharomycetes, Saccharomycetales, Saccharomycetaceae. Gene Ontology annotation, biological process: endonucleolytic cleavage in ITS1 to separate SSU-rRNA from 5.8S rRNA and LSU-rRNA from tricistronic rRNA transcript (SSU-rRNA, 5.8S rRNA, LSU-rRNA). The record is from RefSeq and is a predicted model, not a curated record. Bases 1 to 1728 code for a protein of 575 amino acids. Gene Ontology annotation, cellular component: nucleolus; 90S preribosome.